UGAACCCGACGCAGUGCGAGGCCAUUGAGAUGGUGGCGGCGCAGGUAAUGGGGCAACGCCGUGGCCGUGACCGUGGGCGGCAGCAACGGCCACGUCGAGCUCAACGUCUUCAAGCCCAUGAUGGUGGCCAACGUGCUCAGGUCCAUCCGGCUUCUGGGAGACUCGAGUCACGCUUAUGUGGACAAGGGCGUGGUGGGCAUCCAAGCCAACAGGGAGGAGAUAAACCGCCUUCUGCACGAGUCCCUCAUGCUGGUCACUGCCCUCUACCCUCACAUCGGCUAUGAUAAGGCAACGACAAUCGCCAAGACCGCACACAAGGAAGGCACCCGCUCAAGGCGGCAGCUCUGA
Hyalella azteca is the source of this 348-nucleotide messenger RNA. Its product is annotated as fumarate hydratase, mitochondrial-like. The transcript has 3 exons. Gene Ontology annotation, biological process: fumarate metabolic process; tricarboxylic acid cycle; malate metabolic process. The record is from RefSeq and is a predicted model, not a curated record. Gene Ontology annotation, molecular function: fumarate hydratase activity. Gene Ontology annotation, cellular component: mitochondrion; tricarboxylic acid cycle heteromeric enzyme complex. Lineage: Eukaryota; Metazoa; Arthropoda; Malacostraca; Amphipoda; Hyalellidae. Bases 118 to 348 code for a protein of 76 amino acids.